AUGGAGAGAAGGACCCGAUUGCUUCUCCUUCUUCUCUUCCUACUAAACAUAAUCACCACCGCCCUCGCCGCCUCACCGACGACUUUCUGCAAAUGCACCUGCGCCGGCAACAGCACCAUCAUUGCCCUUGACGGCGCUCCUCCCACCACGGCCGCCCCACCCCAUGCCCUACUCGAACGCAAACCAGGCGGCAGGACAUGCAGCGACUGCAACCGGCAGUUCUGCCUAGACUAUAAUCUGCCCAAGUGCAAGAACGCGAAGGAGGAGGAGGUCUUUACGACAUGCUUUCAGCGUGACUCGGCGAAGGACGAGGCUGUGGUGUUUAUCUUCAUAUUCGCAACGGUGGGACUCCUAGUGUAUGCUGCGGUGAGGCCGUGGGUGGAGCAGUGGGCUGAGGUGAGCUCGAAUCUUGGGCCAGUUCAGGGGAGUUGGUAUUAA
Coniosporium apollinis CBS 100218 is the source of this 438-nucleotide messenger RNA. RefSeq lists its product as uncharacterized. The transcript has 3 exons. The record is from RefSeq and is a predicted model, not a curated record. Lineage: Eukaryota; Fungi; Ascomycota; Dothideomycetes. The coding region runs from base 1 to 438 and encodes 145 amino acids.